AUGGAAAUGUUCGCUUCUAUUGAACUCCUUGUUGUUAUAUUUCAGGAAUUAUUUGUGCAGCAUCUAGCCACAUGUGCAUACAAAAACAGCAGUUCGGAAAAGAAGGAGCUAACAUACAAUCACCUGGCUGACUGUGUGGAGAACUCUGAAACAUUCCAGUUUCUAGCUGAUAUAUUACCAAAGAAGAUCUUAGCAAGUGAAUACCUGAAGAUGCUCGAGGAGGAGAAAGGAGGAGGAGGAGGUGGUGAUGAAGAAGGUGAUGACGGAAAUGACGAGGACCGUGAUGAGGAUGAAGAUGAGGAUGAAGAGGAAAAUGAAUCUUAAAGAAAGUUGCAAAGUGCCCUUUCACUACCAGCAUUUCACUGGUGAUUGUACAAAAGCUGCAAUAUGCAGCAAGAGGAAACCUCAAUACCCAGGACUAUAAUGUACUUUGGGAUGAAUCGGCACAAACCUGCAUAUGCAAAAGUUGUAAAUUCCAAAACAUAAGUAACUGUGAAGAACUGAGUAAUGAUCAAAUAGGAAGUCUGGAGUUAGCGUUAACAGUUCCUUCAGUUCAAUGAUAGGAAACUGCUGUUUUUAUUUUGAAAAGACAUGAGUUUUUUUUUCCCUUCCUGGUUGUGUUAUUGGUAAAUAACAGGACAAACUUGGUAUAAUAUUGUGUAAAUAUGUGAAAUAUACUUUUGUAUGUUUGGAAAAAUAAAGAUACAAAUGUAUUA
Stegostoma tigrinum is the source of this 716-nucleotide messenger RNA. It is a transcript of the gene chrac1, whose product is annotated as chromatin accessibility complex subunit 1. NCBI's taxonomy places the organism in Eukaryota, Metazoa, Chordata, Chondrichthyes, Orectolobiformes, Stegostomatidae. Gene Ontology annotation, cellular component: CHRAC; nucleus. The record is from RefSeq and is a predicted model, not a curated record. The transcript is spliced from 3 exons. The coding region runs from base 1 to 324 and encodes 107 amino acids. Gene Ontology annotation, molecular function: protein heterodimerization activity.